AUGAAAAGUUAUUAUAAUAAGUGGUUAGUUAGAUUGUAUAUUUGCUUUACAUUAGUUGUACUCACUAAUUUCUUUUUUUCUUUAUUGGUAAAUGAUACGAUGAGUAGUGGUAAUAAUAGCAUAACGGGGAGUGUGACCGAUAGCAUAAGCCCUGGCAGUGGUCAUGGUCGGAAAUCGCUACCAUAUCUAUCGUCGGUUUUGUUGCCCAGUACAAUGGUUGGGCCAAAUUCUUCAAAUAAACAACAACAACAGCAACAGCAACAACAGCAGCAACAACAACAACAUAGUUCAUCAUCCAACUCAUCGUCUCCCAGUCAAUCUAGAUAUAGUAAUAGUAGUAGCAGUAGUAGUAAUAGUAAUGGUGGUCAUAACGAAGAAUGGGAAAGAGAUCGAGAUCGGGAAAGAGAUCGAGAUCGUGAACGUGAAAGAGAUAGGGAUCGAGAAAGAGAAAGAGAAAGAGAAAGAGAAUGGGAAAGCAAUAGUUAUCAUAGUAAUCUAAGCGCAACAGCAAGUAUGAGCACAAACAGCAACUUAAGUAACCAUAGUAGCUUUAGCAACAACAGCAAUAUGAGCAAUAGCAGUGGCGGUAGUAGCAAGCUGCCUUCGGUCAAUCAAAUAAUUCACGAUCCUUUCUCAAAGAAUGAGUAUAAGAUAUCACACAAUUCACCUUUGAUACCAUCAAGAAUGAUGCAGCAACAACAGCAGUUACAACAGCAGCAACAGCAACAUCAACAUCAACCACUAUCACCAACACAACAACAAAAUGUAAAUAAUAAUAAUACUUCACAAGGAGUGAAUAGAUUAACUCCAAAUACAAAUUCAUCAAGUUUCAACGGAAAAGAUAGAGAUAGAGAUAGAGAAAGAGAAAGAGAACAGAGCAGCAGUAAAGAAAGAGAUAGAGAUAAUUGGGAAAGAGAAAAAGACUAUGGAUUUAAUAUUAUUACAAGUGGCAAUGGUGGACAUGUAAAUCAUAUGAUUACAAAGCCCGCUGCAUCAUCGUUGUUAGACAACGAAGCUUUGAUGAGAUCAACAAAGUUACAUCAUCAAAACGUUAUUGAGUUUCAUCAACAACAACAACAACAACAACUUAAUCAUCAACAACAUUUGCAACAACAAUUAUUACAGCAACAACAACAGCAACAACACGACCAUAAAAAACAACAACAACAAUUAGGUGGAGGUAUGCCAUCAAUUGAUAAUAAGAAAAGAAAACAUUUUACUACAGAUGUCUCAGAGAUAAAUAUGUAUCACUCCAAUGAUUCCUCACCAUACAACAACAAUAAUAAUAAUCACAAUGGAAAUGAGGAUACCGAAGAUGAUAUGAAGAUAAUUGUACAUUCAAAUAAGCAACAGCAACAACCAAUCACAGAAUCAUCAUCUGAUGAUAUAGAUAGCACCGAUGAUUUUGCUCGAAUUGAACUACAGCAAAAUACCAAUAUAGCAAAUGGUUUAUUGUAUAAUUUGACCAAACUAACUACAUCGAUUGACCUCGAUCAGGCUGAUCACAAACUCAUUGCCAACUGUAAAGUAUUACGAUCAAGAUUCUAUGGAAAUAUACUUAUUAGGAGUAGUUAUAUGAAGGAAUCAACUCAUAAAGUAUUGAAGAGAAAACAAAAAUUUAGGUUCAAAGAGAUCAAAGAAGCUUUAUAUAAUCAUGAGUACUCGACCUAUUUGAUCAGUGUCAACGAACGAUGCUGUCUGUGUGGUGAAAACAGUAACAACCACGAUACCUACUACCUCUUGAAAUGCCACAUACUUUGCAAUCGAUGCUUUAUGGCAAAACAAAGAGAUAUCCGUAAGAAAGAAGUUCAAGAAAGAAUUCAAUACAACGCACGUGAACGUAUCCGUCAAAUGAAUGCUAGACUCUUUUUUCAACGUUACCCUCAAUUUAAUACUAUUCAUCAAUAG
Heterostelium album PN500 is the source of this 1908-nucleotide messenger RNA. RefSeq lists its product as uncharacterized. The record is from RefSeq and is a predicted model, not a curated record. The transcript has 8 exons. The coding region runs from base 1 to 1908 and encodes 635 amino acids. Lineage: Eukaryota; Evosea; Eumycetozoa; Acytosteliales; Acytosteliaceae.